AUGGUCAAGCUAACUUCCUUUACUACUGGUGCCCUCACUGCUGUUGGAUUGCUGGUUGAUACUGUGGCAUCUGCGGGCGGAGACAAAGGUGUUCCUACUCUUGAGGAUAAAUGGGGUACUGACUGGCCCUUUUCUGGGGUAAAUACAUUUGCUCACUUACCUACAGAUAAAUGUCUAAUUCACCCAGAUACUGAAUUUGAUAUUGCACUUAUUGGCAUUCCAUUUGAUACUGCUGUUUCAUAUCGUCCUGGUGCUAGAUUUGGCCCUAGAGCUAUCCGUGCUGCUUCCGCACGUCAGUCUUCUCUGCGUGGGUUCAAUGCUCGUGCUGGCAUCAAUCCUUAUCAAGACUGGGCAAAGGUCAUUGAUUGUGAUGACAUUCCUGUGACCCCCGUUGACAACAAACUUGCUCUUCGACAAAUUACUGAAGGCUACAACGAGCUGCUCAGUAGACCUAUUCAUUACAAAAAGGAUGGCAAGCCUAACCUGCCCCCUCGUCUUAUCACAUUAGGUGGAGACCACUCUAUUGUUCUGGGCGCUCUGCGUUCUCUUCACAAGGUCUACGGUCCUAUUACUGUAAUCCACUUUGAUGCCCAUUUGGAUACAUGGUUGCCAUCCAAAUAUCCUUCUUCUUGGGAGAGCGAUCCUGGUGCUGGUGAUUUCACCCAUGGAACCAUGUUCUGGAUGGCUUCCCAAGAAGGUUUGUUGUCUAAUGAUACCUGUCUUCAUGCUGGUUUACGAACAAGACUUUCUGGAAAGGACUGGGGUGAUUAUGAAGAGGACACUAAACAAGGUUUUGCAAGAAUUGCUUCUGAUGAUAUCAUGGAGAAAGGUGUGAAGGGAAUUGUUGCCGAGAUCCUUGAGCGUGUUCCUACUACGGUUCCUGUAUAUAUCUCUGUUGAUAUUGAUGUCAUUGAUCCAGGUAUGGCUCCUGGAACUGGUACCCCAGAAGCUGGCGGUUGGCAAACUAGAGAGUUAAUUCAGAUCAUCCGUGGUUUAGAGUCUCUCAAUUUAGUUGGUGCUGAUGUUGUCGAGGUAUCACCUGCUUUUGAUCAUGCUGAGAUUACUGCCCUUGCUGGAGCCCAAGUUGCAUAUGAGUUGAUAACCAACAUGGUUAUCAAGGGUACUCCCGUUGACGUCCUCCCCGUCAGUGCUCCCGUUCACAAUGAUUUAUAA
Sugiyamaella lignohabitans is the source of this 1173-nucleotide messenger RNA. RefSeq names its product arginase (gene CAR1). Lineage: Eukaryota; Fungi; Ascomycota; Dipodascomycetes; Dipodascales; Trichomonascaceae. Bases 1 to 1173 code for a protein of 390 amino acids. The record is from RefSeq and is a predicted model, not a curated record. Gene Ontology annotation, molecular function: metal ion binding; agmatinase activity. The transcript has a single exon.